GCAGCAUUACGCUUUGUCCCCCCCAUUGGGAGUGCCAAAACAGUAUUGGAAGAAGAACGAUUGUCGAACGCCAUAUCCUUUUUUGGUAUGGUGAGUUUGGACCUCAAGAAAGGCGUAGGAAGUGAUCGAAGGAUUAAAAUAUAUUUUCACGUCCAUAUUUAUCAACGAAAUGUCCAAGUCAUUGAAGAAAAUAGUGGAUGAGAGUCGGGAGAAGAACCUUCCAGACGUUGAAAUGUGUGACAGAGGCAUUUCGAACAUGCUGGAUAUUCCCGGACUCUUCACUUUGUCCAACAUCACUCAACUUGUCCUGAGUCACAACAAGCUGACGGUGGUGCCUCCGAACAUCUCGGAGCUGAAAAAUCUGGAGGUCCUCAACAUGUUCAACAACCAAAUUGAAGAGCUCCCGACUCAAAUUAGCAGUCUUCAGAAAUUGAAACACCUUAAUCUUGGAAUGAACCGCCUUUACAACUUACCCAGAGGCUUUGGUUCUUUGCCUGCACUGGAAGUGUUGGACCUCACCUACAAUAACCUGAGUCAAAAUUCGCUGCCUGGAAACUUCUUCUAUCUCACAACUCUUCGCGCGCUCUAUCUGAGUGACAAUGACUUUGAAGUCCUGCCAGCUGACAUUGGAAAGAUGACCAAGCUGCAAAUAUUGAGCUUGCGGGACAACGAUCUCAUCUCCCUGCCAAAGGAUAUUGGGGAGUUGGUCCAACUCAAGGAGCUUCACAUCCAGGGCAAUCGACUGACCGUACUACCUCCGGAACUUGGUAAUCUGGAUCUGACCGGUCCAAAGCAGGUCUUCAAAGCGGAGAACAAUCCCUGGGUCACACCCAUUUCUGACCAGUUCCAAUUGGGAGUCUCGCAUGUUUUUGAAUACGUUCGCUCCGAGACCUACAAAUAUCUCUAUGGCAGACACAUGCAGGCCAACCCAGAACCUCCGAAGAAGAACAACGACAAGAGCAAGAAGAUCAGCCGCAAACCACUGGCAGCCAAAAACAAAUAAAAACGGCACUGGACAGGAAUGUUGUUGUUAUAGUAACAAGCCAGACUCACUGCAUGUGCCUUUCAGUAGCUUUCUUUGGUUUAUAUUCAUAUUUAUAUACAUUCAUAUAUAUGCCAUUAUUCGACUUUGCGAGAUGGCUCUACAAAACCUAAAUUCAGAUGAUCUAUCUCUUAUUUAAUGGAUCAGCACUGUAAAGUUUUUUUUUUAAAUCAUGCAUUUGCCUGUUGUCAGUUGACAUUUUUUAACUUUCUCCUUGUGAAAUAAGCUUUCUAACGGUAUACUGUUAUUUGACAUCAAUGCUUUUAUGGUAUUUUGUAACGCAGGACUUUUACAAUACAAUUGAGGAAAGCAAGUUAAUAAGUUGGGAUGUGUAAAACG
Hippocampus zosterae (dwarf seahorse) is the source of this 1381-nucleotide messenger RNA. It is a transcript of the gene rsu1, whose product is annotated as Ras suppressor protein 1. Lineage: Eukaryota; Metazoa; Chordata; Actinopteri; Syngnathiformes; Syngnathidae. The transcript is spliced from 9 exons. Bases 170 to 1003 code for a protein of 277 amino acids. Gene Ontology annotation, molecular function: protein binding. The record is from RefSeq and is a predicted model, not a curated record.